This is a messenger RNA of Tauraco erythrolophus (red-crested turaco), 685 nucleotides long. NCBI's taxonomy places the organism in Eukaryota, Metazoa, Chordata, Aves, Musophagiformes, Musophagidae. The record is from RefSeq and is a predicted model, not a curated record.
CACUCCUGAAAAUUUGCAAUUUGAUUCUCCAUCAUCCCACCGUGGCAAACUCCUCCUGGUGUCCUUCGAUGGCUUUCGGUACCAGGAGGUGGACACCCCCAACCUCGAUGCUAUGGCUGCGGAGGGGGUGAAGGCGUGGUACAUGACUCCCAUCUUCAUCACCAUCCCCAGCCCGUGCCACUUCACGCUGCUGACCGGGAGGUACCUGGAGAACCACGGGGUGGUUCCCAACAUGUGGUUCAACACCAGCACGGGUCAGAAGCUGCCCUACCACAGCACGCAAGGCGAGGACGGCUGGUGGGACAACGGCAGCCUAGCCAGCCCAGCGCCCAGCGCAGUGGCCUCAGCCGGUUCCUUAGGGAGCACGACGAGCCCGGGGGUUUCAUACCCUCCGAGGCAUGGACUAUUGCUACCAAAAGAAGGAACAUUAGAGCAUGUAUAUUCAGUCCUGAAAAAUGCCCACCCAAAGUUACAUGUGUACAAGAAAGAAGACUUUCCGAGGAGAUUCCACUACGCCAGCCAUUCCCAGAUCACCCCGCUCGUGCUGUACAGAGAUCCAGGACAUGUGAUCCAUGGGAUACAGGUGCAGUUCAACCGGGGGGAGCGCGGCUCCGACAGCGAGGCCAUGAGCACGAAAACCAUCUUCCGCGCCGCAGGACCGGCCUUCGCGCAGGGGGAGAUGCUC